Messenger RNA from Exophiala spinifera, 837 nucleotides. RefSeq lists its product as uncharacterized. The transcript has a single exon. The record is from RefSeq and is a predicted model, not a curated record. Lineage: Eukaryota; Fungi; Ascomycota; Eurotiomycetes; Chaetothyriales; Herpotrichiellaceae. Bases 1 to 837 code for a protein of 278 amino acids.
AUGCGCUCGAUAGCGCCCGUGAUCCUCAAAAUCCUCCUUCUUACGACGCAGGCCGUCAGCACCGAAGACUAUACGCCGUUUCAGAAUGCCAUUCUAGGCUUGUCCAACGGUGGGCAAUUGGUCAAGAGGCAGAACGACUGCCAGUCAGGCUAUACUUCGUGUUCGGGACUCGGGGCAAACGAUGUAUGCUGCCCACCAGGUACCAAUUGUGCCCAGGAUGACGCGGGAAAUAUUGCCUGCUGUCCGUCAAAUGCUGUGUGCACGGGAACGAUAGCCGGCACAGCAACAGGCUCGCAGUCGGCGACUUCGAGCACUUCCGGCUUCGUGCUCGGAGGCUCAACAACCUCGAGCACAGCCAGCGCAACCGCACCCGGAAUCACCUCUUUCACGAGUGGAGUCGAGGGCGGUGGCUCUACCGUCCCGAACGCCUUUUAUCCCUUCGUCUACAUCCCGACAUCGUACGCAAACUUCGAGCUGUGCACAAGUGCAUAUUCAAUAUGUCAAGCUGAAUCAACCUCUUGUUUUGCCUCACUCGCAGGAGGCAACGGGGUCACAGUCUCGGGGCUUGGGGGUGGCGUAACGCAGCAGGGGGCAACGGGAACAAUACCGAGCUCUUCGGCGAGCAGUAUUUGCAGCUCUCUCAGUUCCCAGGGCUGCUAUGGCCUGCAAUCGACCCAAUGCAGCCAGUUCCCGAGCGCGACUGGAGCUACCACCACCGCCGCCUCCUCUGGUGGAUUUGUACAGGUUGGAGAUGGUCCCCGGCAGACGGCUUGUCCGGGGUUGUUGUAUGCUGCCGGUGCUGGCGCGAUGUUCGGUGUAUUGGGUGGGAUGGCAUGA